AAAAGAGCAGUUCAUCAAACGGACUACGUGGUUUCAUUAACAGGUAAGAGAGAUACAUUAUGACCCUUAAAAGACAAAUGUAGCAGUGGUUGUUAUAAUAAGUCAUUGUGAUACUAGCAUUUUUAAGUUUUUUGCACUCAUAUUCCCUCUCGUGACAGUUUACCCUCUUACUCUCUCCCUGCAAGGACAAGAUCAAGUGAAAAUGUUGCAUUAUAAAGUGAUGGUGACCACUGGCAAUCUUGCCCGUGCCUUCACUUUAAACAGGGUGCUCAUUAAGCUGGUUGGCACGAAUGGGGAGAGCAAACACAGGUCUCUCUUUGGCUUCAAAUGGAUUUUCCACUAUUUCAGAGGAACAGUGCCUAGUUUUACCCUGUCCUGCCCUGCCUCCAUUGGAAAGCUGGUCCUGAUAGAGCUAGACAAACGGCCCUUCCCACUGAUACCAAUCUCUUGGUUUGGUAGAGACUCUUGGUUCCCUGCCAAGGUGGAAGUGAAUUCCCCUGAAGGACAUACCUACAAGUUCCCCAUCUACCGCUGGAUCACUGACUUCGAAGUGCACCGCUUCAGAGAGGGAACAGCUCUGAGAGUCUUUGAAGACAACCAUCAUCUUGGCCUGUACAGUCGACAUCAGGAGCUGAUCAAGCGAUCGAAAGACUAUUGCUGGGAUGUGUAUGCUGAGGGAUUACCCCACAUCAUGAAGGCACAAGACACUGAUUCUCUGCCUCCUGAGGUCCAAUUCUCCUUCACCAAGGACACAGAGUUUAAAUUCACUAUAGAUACUGCUCUGGCUGAGCUGGCACUAAAAGGACUGGCUUUUUCCAAGGAGAACUGGUCUGAUAUUGAUUCAAGUGAUCAUGUGUUCUGCGGGAAAAAAACUGAAGUAACAGAAUAUGUCCAGGACCAUUGGAAGGAGGAUGCUUUUUUUGGCUACCAGUUUCUAAACGGAGUCAACCCCAUGAUGAUCCGACGCUGUUCAGCUCUACCCGAUAACUUCCCUGUCACUGAUCAGAUGGUCUUCCUCCAUGGUCAGAGUAGCUUGGCAGAUGAAAUGGAGGUGAUUAAAGGCAACAUCUUCCUGUGUGACUACAAGCACUUGGAUGGACUGAAAGCAAACACCAUCGAUGGGAAGAAGCAGUACUUGAUGGCUCCUCUUGUCCUGCUCCAGAAGACACCUGAUAAGAAGCUGAUGCCAAUUGCUAUUCAGCUGAAGCAGACUCCAGCAGAGGGCAAUCCCAUCUUCUUCCCUACUGAUUCUGAGUAUGACUGGCUGAUGGCCAAGAUUUUUGUGAGAAGUGCAGAUUUCAGUGACUAUGAGCUCAACACUCACCUGCUGCGCACUCAUCUGCUGGCUGAGGUGUUUGCAGUGUCGCUGCUGCGCAACCUGCCCAUGGUGCACCCACUGUACAAGCUUCUCGUACCUCACACUCGCUACACUCUGCAGAUCAACCUCUUAGCUCGAAAUACUCUAAUAUCUGACACUGGAGUUUUCAAAAGGAUUAUAGCCUCUGGUGGAGAGGCUUUGACCACACUCCUGCAGAGAUCUCUGUCCUCAAUGACCUACAGCUCUCUCUGCAUACCAGAAGACAUUGCUGAGCGUGGGCUGGAGGAUGUGCCGAACUUCUACUACAGAGAUGAUGGACUCAAGCUUUGGGAUAUUAUCCACAGUUUUGUGAAGGGAAUGCUCGGCUUCUACUACACGAGUGACGCUGAGGUCCAGAAAGACACUGAGCUGCAAAAGUGGAUUUCUGACAUUUUUGAACAUGGAUUCCUUUCCCAAGCAAGCACAGGAAUUCCACAGAAAUUUGACACCAUGGCUGAGGUGGUCAAGUUUGUCACCAUGGUGAUCUUCACUGGCUCAGCACAGCAUGCGGCUGUGAACAGUGGACAGUAUGACUAUGGUGGCUGGAUGCCCAACGCUCCCAUGACUCUGCAACUUCCUCCACCAACCACAAAGGGGACAACAAGCGAGGCCACCAUGCUGCAGACAUUACCUAACAAGGGGGAAACAUCUAAUGGACUGGCCGUCUUGUGGCUUCUCAGCAAGCAGUCCUCUGACUUUGUGGCUCUCGGCCAGUACCCAGACGAACAUUUCACUGAGGAUGUUCCCCGCAAGCUGAUAAAGGCUUUUCAAGGAGAGCUUGAAGUACUCAGUGCAGUCAUCCAAGUCAGAAACAGAACUCUGGAUUUACCAUACACAUUCCUGGAUCCUGUAAAGGUAGAAAAUAGUGUGGCCAUUUGAACAUCAGAAGGUGUGACCUCCUCAGCUGUCGGCCAAAUUCAGCUUCAUAUUAACAAAGUUGAGAAAGAGUACUGGAUAUUGUUAGCUGAUAUUGUAAAAGAAAAAAACUAUACUGUUUAAAUCAUAAUCCACAUCCUAAAUCUACUUAGUUUUUCAAUGGAUAUAAAGGACAUCUUAUAAAAAUAAAUUACAAAUGUAAAGGACAACAUCCUUGAAGCUGCUCCAUUAAAUCAUAUAAUUAAGCAAUAACUCACGACAGGCCGUUGUAUGUUGUGAUUAUACCACGGCUAAGGGGCGUUGUUCGACCCAACCAUAGCAUAUUAAUACAAAUUUAUACCUUUUUAUACCUUAUCCCAGAAGUCAUUCAACCUCAUAACCUGAUUGAGUGUGUUAUCAAUCAAUCAGAAAUGUUUAUUUGUCACAUGUGAUCAUAUAAGUUAGGAUGACAAGUUGGUGCUGCUGGGCGCUGUCCGCGGUGCUGAACUUGGUGACAGCCUAGACACUGACAGCGGAGAUUUCUCUCUCUCUUAAGAACAUUCACUUAUACACAAAUAUAGAGUCAGAUACACACUCUUCAAUCCACUCGUCCAUAGUUAGGCCACCACAGAGGACGAAGUUGACCAUAAAUGUUUCCAUUUUGUACGCUAGAAAACCAGUUUGAUACUAAUGGGAGAUUAAAGAGACUGUGGAACAAGCUGUUUUAGUUGCUUAGUAAUCGGCAGCUACAUGUCGAAGUAUCCUUGAGCAAGAUGCUGAACCCAAAAUUGCUUGUGUGAAUGAGCAUAAUGUGUAGUA
Molecule: messenger RNA, 3031 nt
Organism: Centropristis striata (black sea bass)
Lineage: Eukaryota; Metazoa; Chordata; Actinopteri; Perciformes; Serranidae
Product: polyunsaturated fatty acid lipoxygenase ALOX15B-like
Exons: 14
Coding region: 203-2236 (677 amino acids)
Biological process (GO): lipid oxidation; linoleic acid metabolic process
Molecular function (GO): oxidoreductase activity, acting on single donors with incorporation of molecular oxygen, incorporation of two atoms of oxygen; iron ion binding; protein binding
Source: RefSeq, a predicted model, not a curated record